Molecule: messenger RNA, 1863 nt
Organism: Sphaeroforma arctica JP610
Lineage: Eukaryota; Ichthyosporea; Ichthyophonida
Exons: 7
Coding region: 1-1863 (620 amino acids)
Biological process (GO): chromatin organization
Cellular component (GO): nucleus
Source: RefSeq, a predicted model, not a curated record
AUGUCGAGCACCGACAAACACAUGGAGGUGUUUUGGGACUUCAUCAGCACCGCAGAUGGGCAUCGGUUCAACGCUCAUGUGGUAACGUGUGUGCUACGGCGCAUCACCACUCUCACAGACCAACUUACCGCACGCGACAGUGUGGCCACAGAAGACUUUGAGGAACUGUGGCUAAAACUGCAAGCUCUUGGCACAUGUCUGGGCGUAGCAACAUUCUAUCCCUUCUGGACCCUCGAUGUCGCUCAACUCUCAGAUAUGAAGUCUCACAUUCAGCAUUUGCUGCAUCGCGUGUGGUGUCAUGUGGAGAUGUCCUCUUCACAUCCGGACAGGACCACAGUGUCCUGGGUCACACCCUAUCUGCAGCAAAUGGUCAAAAUGGACUCAAACCCACACAGUCUCUCGGCCAAUGGGAACGCGCCGCGACAGAACAAAAUGCCCAUGUCGAACCACAUGCAUUUGAUGUUAAAGGACUCGCCGCUGCUGAAGACUAUGGUGCGCUUGUAUCGUACGAGAGCUGUAAGCGACGCCUCUCUGGCGAAUGCGGGACUGGUGUUCCUGAGUGUAGAUCAGCUGUUGCAGAGUUUCGGAGUGACUGUGCGCGACGUAGAAGGCGCAGACUUCAGCAAUGCAUGCGAUGAGAAUACCUCUGAGGCUACUACCACUGAUAAGCAACAUUCGUUAGAGUUGCCACCUGACACGGAUCGCAUGCUGACGAAUGUCUGUCCGCUGCUGCUGUCAGUGCGCGUGGUGCUGUAUGAGGCAAAGUACUCGUCCAACGAAGCAUCUGUACGCAUCUCCGCACGGCCGACUGUGCAUGUCACGCCUCUGUGUGUCAGUGGGGCGGGUGUGUCUGUCUAUAUGCGCGCCGAGGGUCCGGGGAGUCCGUAUAUGGGCACACACACAGCGUUACAUUCACCCCCAAACACAAACUCACAAACCCAAACGCGCACGCAAGUGCUUGCGCAUCCAUCAAUACACGGCCAAUCGGUCAUUGGCCACGACAGAGUGCCGCUAGGAAUGAGUUCGCAGACAGACACACGCGCACCCACUCUCUCGCCAGUGCCACUAACCACUCGCGCAGACCCACAACAACCACAACCACAACCACAGCAACAUACACACACACACGCACAAGCACACGCACUGCAACCCACUGCCGUCUCAUUGCCCUUAACCAACGGUGUACUCUCAACUCACAGCGGCGCUAGUUUGUCUGCAAGCGUUGCGCACGCGUCACCGCAGCCGAGCGCACAUGACAGACUAUCUAAGGGCACCAACACAUCACAACGACACGCGCACGUGACCACCCACACGCCCACACAACCCACCACGGCACACAGCCGACAGACCAAUGGGCCACCCCACAGCCACACGGACGAGUACGAGACGGAGCUGCAGUACUGGUUCUUCCAAGCGAACCCUCGGCUGCUACACCUGUCUGAGUUUGUGCGGGAGCAUCUGGUGCCACGCACUGUCGCUCGCGUCAGAGAUGAACUGAUUCCUCUGGCUGUGCAUAUGCUCACAGCCAGCGACGCGUUUCGAGAGAUUAUUCGAUUGGCUGUGGCCGAAUACACAAACCAGCGCACAAAUGCAACUGCGACAGUUGCCACAGUCGAUGCAAAAACUGCGGACGAUAUACGAAUCACUUCUGGUCAAGGGAUACAAGCGUCAGAUAGAGACAGCAGAGCCUUUGCUGCUGAUGGAGACACUUCUCGCCAAUACAGCAGCGAACGCAACGCUACACACCCAGAUGGGCCUGAAUUAACACACACCCAUGGCAACAUCAAGACAUCUGAGAAGGCCCGGAAGGCUGCGCUCAGACUAAUGGAGAAGCAUCACGCCGAGUUCUUAGGCAUGAGAUAA